AUGACAGUCAACCUCCCAAUCUCCCUCCCACCUCCUUCACUCUGUCCCAAACUCCUUCCUCACUUGAUAUCCCAACUAUCUCACUCCGCUCCUUCAUCGUCCACCCUUUCUGCUCUACGAUCGAUUCUCCAUAUCAUCGCUUCCAUCACUCUAUCUUCACCCUCGUCAGGCAACAUCCCUCAAGCAAAAUCUACUAUCCCUCUACAGCAUUUACUAGAAUUAUCAACUUCUCAUCCUGGUUUGAUCAAAGCUUCACUCUUGUUAGAUGCCAUCAUAGCAUAUCCAUUAUAUCUCACAACAAUCAACGAGAUUUUGACAAACGCUUUCGAUUCGAACGGAGAUUUAGUCGAAGUUUUUAGAAUAGAUAUUAUACCUUCUCUCAUCAACAGGCUUAACCAAGGUAAUGCCAAUAACAAUGGGAAUAAGAGUAUUGAUGAUAUUUCAAAAUCGACAAAGAUAUUAUUAUCGAUCAUUCGGUCUCACGAUGAAUUGCUGGCUUUGGUAUUGGAAGAUUCGGAAAAUGUCAUCAAAUCAUUAUCCAAAGCUUAUUCUACCAUACCGACUACCAGCUCAAAUGCAGGAGUGAGGGUGAAAUCGGAUAUACUGAUGAUCUGUAAAGAACUUUUGGAUAGCGUUCCAUCAGGACAUGACACGGUGGAAGAGACUAUGAUUGCUUUCAUGGGUGAAAUGUCUGGAUUCAAGGGAGAGGGAGAGGUGAUGGGAGUUGGAUCGAGGUUGAGAGAUGAUUGGGAAGCUUUAUUUGAACGAGAUGAAGAAGGUCUUUCCAAAGAGGUGAAAGAGGUUUUGAUGAAAGAGAGGGAUGAGAGAGCAAAGGAAGAUAGAAGAGUCCAACAUCUCCUACAACUCUUCCCCACUCUCCCACCGCAUCUACUUCUAUCAGCACUUUCACAUCCCUCUAUCUCAUCUUUGCCAGAGGGAUCUCGAGCAACACCUUCCGAUCAAGCUUCGCCCAUUGUUGAAAUUAUCUUCAACACAGGUGAAGGCUUGCCUGACGAUUUGAAGGAAUUGAAAUUGGCCAUCCAAUUUUUAUCUCAAGGUGAUAGUAUACCUGAAUCAUCGACACUCGAAGUCAAUGUGAAUGGUACCAGUCAAGGUGAUAAGAAGGGUAAGGUGGAAAGAAGGAAUAUAUUCGAUGAUGAAGAAUUGGAUUUGAGCAAAUUGAAGCUGAAAGAUGAUGAUUCGUCAUUACCUACCCUAUCCAAUACUAUUCCCGACACAUUACGAGCGUCCAUUAUGCGAUUAGUAGAAAACCAAGCUGUAGAAGAAGAGGAACGAAGACAGGCACUCAAAGAUGCUAAUCUGCUUGACGAUGAGGAUGAUUAUGAGGAAGGUGAUGAUGGUGUGAUCAGUAGGAUCAAAGUUACAGGCGGUGAUGAUGAAGAGGAUGAGAUUAGUGAAGAGGAUGGCGUAAAGAUCUCACGUGAACCUUCUGGAACUACUACGCCCUCAUCCGGCCCCUUCGAUAGACAACGCCUUGAUAUACUUCGGACGGCUUACAUAAAUAACCAAAGGGUAUUCGAGCGAGAUGGAGUUACGAGAAGAUCGAGUGAGCGAAAGAAAUUGAGAGAGAUGACUGGUUGGGAUGAUGGUCAGAUCGAAGGUUGGAGAAUCAUGUUGGAAAGAGAUCCUCAUAAAGAUGAUAUACUAUCUGCUCAUAGUGAGAGGAUGUCGAGGAACAGACAGAGCUCGCCACCACGAGAUAACCCACAACAGGGAUCAUCGAGAGGGGGUCAUGGUAAUAGAGGUGGAAGAGGUGGAGGUAGAGGCGGAAGCGGAGGAGGUCAAAGAGGUGGUAGAGGAGGAAGUAAGUCCAGCAGAGGUCAUUCGAAUGCUGCUAGAACUAGAGGACAUGAUAAGAAGAUGAGUAAGAUGGGUGCUAUAUAG
Molecule: messenger RNA, 1905 nt
Organism: Kwoniella mangroviensis CBS 8507
Lineage: Eukaryota; Fungi; Basidiomycota; Tremellomycetes; Tremellales; Cryptococcaceae
Exons: 5
Coding region: 1-1905 (634 amino acids)
Source: RefSeq, a predicted model, not a curated record